AUGCUUCGACAAACGUAUACUGCCGCGACGGGACGGUCGACGAAACAUAUCGUAGCCUCGCCUAAGGUAUAUUUUCAUCAUACGUCGCGGAAAUACCAAAAUAGCCAGCGCUUUGGGUCAAGACUGCGAAGCGCGCUGAAAGAGACGAAAGUUAAAUGGUACCCUAUACCUGUCGGCUUAGGAAUUGGCUUUCUUGGGCUGGUGCAGUUCUACAAAACGCAAGCUCGCGAGAAGGAAAGGCUUGAAAAAGAGGCUUCGGAUAGCGAUGAACCUGGUGUUCGCCCUAGGAAACGAGCGCGAGUACGACCUGACGGCCCAUGGCAAGUGAAGGUAAUGUCAACUCUGCCUCUGAAGGCAUUGUCAAGGUUAUGGGGCAAGUUCAACGAACUCACCAUCCCCUACUAUCUACGAAUCCCUGGUUUCAAAUUGUACUCAUUCGUAUUUGGCGUCAACUUGGACGAAGUAUCCGAGCCAGAUCUUCGUAUAUACCCUAACCUCUCGGCCUUCUUCUACCGAACGCUAAAGCCCGGUGUCCGACCAUUGGACCCGAAUCCGAAUGCAUUGUUAUCGCCUGCCGAUGGGCGUGUGCUACAGUUCGGAAAGAUCGAGGGUAAUGAUAUUGAGCAGGUGAAAGGCAUGACAUAUACCGUUGAUGCGCUCCUAGGUAAGAACACACCUACACCCAGCCUGUCUGGUGAAGGAAAAGAGAUCCCCGAUCAGUCACCAACGCCAACGCGCGGGGACGAAGAGCUUGUCUCGUCAGAUGAAGAAUUCGCACGAGUGAACGGUAUCUCUUACACUCUACCCAAUCUCCUCUCCGGGCCGGACAAGACCCACGAAAGCUCCAGCAAGAAGUUAGAGGACCAAUCCACCACCCCGUCCAGUCCCGGUGCCGUCUCCGAGGUACGAGCGGACCUAGCACUCGGGGAAAAGCCCUGGUAUGCACUCUUAUCGCCGGACAACCGAACAGCCCUCUACUAUACAGUCGUGUACCUAGCACCAGGGGACUACCACCGAUUCCACUCGCCAGCGAACUGGGUGGUAGAGCGACGGCGACACUUCGCGGGGGAACUAUACUCCGUCUCGCCAUACUUGCAACGCACACUACCCGGCUUAUUCACACUAAACGAGCGUGUGGUCCUCCUUGGCAGAUGGCGCUGGGGCUUCUUUAGCUUCGUGCCCGUAGGCGCAACGAACGUCGGUUCCAUCACCGUCAACUUCGAUCGUGAGCUCCGAACGAAUUCCCUCCUAACUGAUACAGCAGCCGACCGCGCCGCCGAAGAGGCUGCUGCACGAGGCGAGCCGUACGCCGGUUUCGCUGAAGCCUCGUAUGCAGCAGCCAGCAGCGUGUUAGGUGGCCACGCCCUGCGCCGUGGCGACGAAAUGGGUGGCUUCAAGCUCGGCAGCACCAUCGUGCUCGUCUUUGAGGCCCCUGUUGCUGAAAACCCCGGUGCGAAGGGCGGGUUCGUAUGGGCCGUAGAGAAGGGGCAGAAAGUCAAGAUGGGCCAGGCGUUGGGAUUUGUCGAAGAGUAG
Messenger RNA from Daldinia childiae, 1533 nucleotides. RefSeq names its product Phosphatidylserine decarboxylase proenzyme 1, mitochondrial. Gene Ontology annotation, biological process: phosphatidylethanolamine biosynthetic process. Lineage: Eukaryota; Fungi; Ascomycota; Sordariomycetes; Xylariales; Hypoxylaceae. Bases 1 to 1533 code for a protein of 510 amino acids. The transcript is spliced from 2 exons. The record is from RefSeq and is a predicted model, not a curated record. Gene Ontology annotation, molecular function: phosphatidylserine decarboxylase activity. Gene Ontology annotation, cellular component: mitochondrion.